Mucor mucedo is the source of this 609-nucleotide messenger RNA. RefSeq names its product endoplasmic reticulum-based factor for assembly of V-ATPase-domain-containing protein. NCBI's taxonomy places the organism in Eukaryota, Fungi, Mucoromycota, Mucoromycetes, Mucorales, Mucoraceae. Gene Ontology annotation, biological process: vacuolar proton-transporting V-type ATPase complex assembly. Gene Ontology annotation, cellular component: endomembrane system. The record is from RefSeq and is a predicted model, not a curated record. The transcript is spliced from 3 exons. Bases 1 to 609 code for a protein of 202 amino acids.
AUGAAACUUACAUUGACAAAGGACAUGCAAGCUUCGGUAGAGUUGGCUUUGAAAGGAGCGAGUUUUUCUGAAAAGUACAAGGAAGAAGCCGAGAUGAUUGCAAGUGCCUGUCAUGAAAAGGAAAGUGUGCCCAUCACUGUGGAGUUGGUUCAGUAUGUGUCAAAACAACUGAAUCAGUCCUUUCAUGAACUCUUGAAAGGAACCACUAUUUAUAUCGAACCCAAAGAAAUCAAACCCAAGAACCCUGAAUUCGAAGCUUAUAUGGCCAAGUUACGCGCAGAACAACAGGAAAGAGAUUACAAACGCAUGGUUUCCUCCGUGAUCACUUCUGAAGAUCAAAAAUUUAAUUUGGGUAUUAAACCCGAUGAAUUGAAAGAAGCCAAAAGUCAUAUCGCUACCAUCUUUAAUAUCUUGUUUUCCAUGAUCGCUGUUUACACUGCUGUCUUUAAAGCUUCUAAAACAAUCAUGGACGACUUGGGUCUUCAAGUCUUGAUGGGUUUAGCAGGAGCCAUCAUGAUUGGUACAGUCGAAGGUAUCUUGUAUGCUAAAUAUGCCUAUGUUGCUACCUUGGAAAAGAAAUCUAAAAGUAAACGCAUCGCAACAUUGUAA